Molecule: messenger RNA, 5274 nt
Organism: Torulaspora globosa
Lineage: Eukaryota; Fungi; Ascomycota; Saccharomycetes; Saccharomycetales; Saccharomycetaceae
Exons: 1
Coding region: 1-5274 (1757 amino acids)
Source: RefSeq, a predicted model, not a curated record
AUGUUCCACUCGCUUACGAAGCUAUUGCUUCUUGGUCUGUCGCUGAAGUCGACCUUGACUGCAGCAGCAGCAGUCCCGGAUUUUCAGUUAACCGAUUCCUUGCAAAGAAGAAAUUUGCAGUGCACUGACUUUGGGCCUGUAUGUCCCGGCCUCAACUUCCACUGGCACGAGGACAACGUGGGUAUAAUGUACUACUCCAUGGACUUGCUGUCUGUUGAAUGGGUCGGGUCCAACACUUAUCAGGUUACUAUCCAUGUGAAAGGUCAGGAACAAAUUUGUCUAAAGUACCUAUGGUCUCUAAAGAUCAUUGGUGUCCAAGGUCCACAGGGCACUGUUCAAUUGUACGGUAAGAACGAAAACACUUACUUGAUCGAUAGCCCAACGGACUAUACUGCUACUUUCCAAGUCUACGGUCAACCUGAUCCUAAUGAUUCCUGCAAGGUAUUGCUGCCAAACUUCCAGAUUCAAUACGAAUACUGUCAAGGUGAUGCAGCCCAAUAUGCCAGCUCCUGGCACUGGGGUGCAACUAGUUUCGAUUUGAUGACUGGUUGUGACCAUGACAACAACAACAAUGCUAACAGCGAUUUCCCACAGCUUUACUGGUCUAAAGAGUGCCAACCAUGUGGAGCGGCUUCGACUUCAAGCAUCUCCAGCUCCACUACGAGUACCUCCAAGACUUCGAGCAGCUCAAGCUCUACCUCGAGCAGCUCAACUUCUACUUCUAGUACCUCAAAAACCUCGAGCACUUCAACCUCUACCUCGAGCACUUCAACCUCUACCUCGAGCAGCUCAAGCUCUACUUCGAGCACUUCAACCUCUACCUCGAGCAGCUCAAGCUCUACUUCGAGCACUUCGGAGACUUGUACGAAACAUUUCGAGACAUCCAGCACUUCGAGAACUUGUACAAGACACCUCGAGACUUCAAGCACCUCCGGAACUUCAACCACUUUAACUUCUACAUCCUCUGCUCCAUCUUCGGCACCACAUGGGGCGUCGAGCAUUUUCUCAAGUUCAACCACUGCUCAGGGGGCCAGUGUUGUUACAACCACAGGCUCGUCUCCUGCUCCAAGUGGACCAUCAUCUGCAUCCUCCUCAGCUCCAAAACCAAGCGGACUAUCCUCUGCACCAUCCUCAGCACCAAGGGGAUCAUCUUCGGCUCAAUCUUCUGCACCAUCUUCUAAGCCAAGCGGUCCAUCUUCUGCAUCAUCUUCAGCUCCAUCUUCAGCUCCAUCUUCUGCACCAUCUUCAGCUCCAUCUUCUAAGCCAAGCGGUCCAUCUUCAGCUCCAUCUUCUAAGCCAAGCGGUCCAUCUUCAGCACCAUCUUCUAAGCCAAGCGGUCCAUCUUCAGCUCCAUCUUCAGCAUCAUCUUCAGCUCCAUCUUCUAAGCCAAGCGGUCCAUCUUCAGCUCCAUCUUCUAAGCCAAGCGGUCCAUCUUCUGCACCAUCUUCUAAGCCAAGCGGUCCAUGCUCAGGCACAAGCUACACUUUGUGCAGCAAGACGACCACGGAGAGCGGUUCGACAACUGUCUACACGACUACUUGUCCUGUGACUGGAGUGUGUGUCACCUCUUCCCCAUCUUCUGCUCCAUCUGGUCCAUCUUCUGCACCAUCUUCUGCACCAUCUUCUGGUCCAUCUGGUCCAUCUUCUGUUCCAUCUGGUCCAUCUUCUGUUCCAUCUGGUCCAUCUUCUGUUCCAUCUGGUCCAUCUUCUGCACCAUCUGGCCCAUGCUCAGGCACAAGCUACACUUUGUGCAGCAAGACGACCACGGAGAGCGGUUCGACAACUGUCUACACGACUACUUGUCCUGUGACUGGAGUGUGUGUCACCUCUUCCCCAUCUUCUGCUCCAUCUGCUCCAUCUGGUCCAUCUUCUGCACCAUCUUCUGCUCCAUCUGGUCCAUCUUCUGUUCCAUCUGGUCCAUCUUCUGCGCCAUCUUCUGCACCAUCUGGCCCAUGCUCAGGCACAAGCUACACCUUGUGCAGUAAGACGACCACGGAGAGCGGUUCGACAACUGUCUACACGACUACUUGUCCUGUGACUGGAGUGUGUGUCACCUCUUCCCCAUCUUCUGCUCCAUCUGCUCCAUCUGGUCCAUCUUCUGCUCCAUCUGCUCCAUCUGGUCCAUCUUCUGCACCAUCUUCUGCUCCAUCUGGUCCAUCUUCUGUUCCAUCUGGUCCAUCUUCUGCGCCAUCUUCUGCACCAUCUGGCCCAUGCUCAGGCACAAGCUACACCUUGUGCAGUAAGACGACCACGAAGAGCGGUUCGACAACUGUCUACACGACUACUUGUCCUGUGACUGGAGUGUGUGUCACCUCUUCCCCAUCUUCUGCUCCAUCUGUUCCAUCUGGUCCAUCUUCUGUUCCAUCUGUUCCAUCUGGUCCAUCUUCUGUUCCAUCUGGUCCAUCUGGUCCAUCUUCUGCACCAUCUGGCCCAUGCUCAGGCACAAGCUACACUUUGUGCAGCAAGACGACCACGGAGAGCGGUUCGACAACUGUCUACACGACUACUUGUCCUGUGACUGGGGUCUGUGUCACCUCUUCCCCAUCUUCUGCUCCAUCUGUUCCAUCUGGUCCAUCUUCUGUUCCAUCUGGUCCAUCUUCUGCGCCAUCUUCUGCACCAUCUGGCCCAUGCUCAGGCACAAGCUACACCUUGUGCAGUAAGACGACCACCGAGAGCGGUUCGACAACUGUCUACACGACUACUUGUCCUGUGACUGGAGUGUGUGUCACCUCUUCCCCAUCUUCUGCUCCAUCUGGUCCAUCUUCUGCAUCAACUUCGGCACCAAGCGCUCCAUGCUCAGGCACAAGCUACACUUUGUGCAGCAAGACGACCACGGAGAGCGGUUCGACAACUGUCUACACGACUACUUGUCCUGUGACUGGAGUGUGUGUCACCUCUUCCCCAUCUUCUGCUCCAUCUGUUCCAUCUGGUCCAUCUUCUGUUCCAUCUGGUCCAUCUGGUCCAUCUUCUGCACCAUCUGGCCCAUGCUCAGGCACAAGCUACACCUUGUGCAGUAAGACGACCACGGAGAGCGGUUCGACAACUGUCUACACGACUACUUGUCCUGUGACUGGAGUGUGUGUCACCUCUUCCCCAUCUUCUGCUCCAUCUGCUCCAUCUGGUCCAUCUUCUGCUCCAUCUGCUCCAUCUGGUCCAUCUUCUGCACCAUCUUCUGCUCCAUCUGGUCCAUCUUCUGUUCCAUCUGGUCCAUCUUCUGCGCCAUCUUCUGCACCAUCUGGCCCAUGCUCAGGCACAAGCUACACCUUGUGCAGCAAGACGACCACGGAGAGCGGUUCGACAACUGUCUACACGACUACUUGUCCUGUGACUGGAGUGUGUGUCACCUCUUCCCCAUCUUCUGCUCCAUCUGCUCCAUCUGGUCCAUCUUCUGCACCAUCUUCUGCUCCAUCUGGUCCAUCUUCUGUUCCAUCUGGUCCAUCUUCUGCGCCAUCUUCUGCACCAUCUGGCCCAUGCUCAGGCACAAGCUACACUUUGUGCAGCAAGACGACCACGGAGAGCGGUUCGACAACUGUCUACACGACUACUUGUCCUGUGACUGGAGUGUGUGUCACCUCUUCCCCAUCUUCUGCUCCAUCUGCUCCAUCUGGUCCAUCUUCUGCACCAUCUUCUGCUCCAUCUGGUCCAUCUUCUGUUCCAUCUGGUCCAUCUUCUGCACCAUCUUCUGCACCAUCUGGUCCAUGCUCAGGCACAAGCUACACGUUGUGCAGUAAGACGACCACCGAGAGCGGUUCGACAACUGUCUACACGACUACUUGUCCUGUGACUGGAGUCUGUGUCACCUCUUCCCCAUCUUCUGCUCCAUCUGGUCCAUCUUCUGCAUCAACUUCGGCACCAAGCGGUCCAUGCUCAGGCACAAGCUACACUUUGUGCAGCAAGACGACCACCGAGAGCGGUUCGACAUCUGUCUACACGACUACUUGUCCUGUGACUGGAGUCUGUGUCACCUCUUCCCCAUCUUCUGCAUCAACUUCGGCACCAAGCGGCCCAUGCUCAGGCACAAGCUACACUUUGUGCAGUAAGACGACCACCGAGAGCGGUUCGACAUCUGUCUACACGACUACUUGUCCUGUGACCGGGGUCUGUGUCACUUCUGCGGAGAGGUCAUCAACCGUGAGCACGGUAACAACCACUUCAAACGGCGUUACUACUGUUUACACGACCACUUGCCCUCUAAGCGAAGUGUCAGCCACAGGAAAGCCCUCGACAGCCACCACUGUGACCACGACUUCUAACGGCAAGGAGAUUAUCUAUACCACUGAAGUCCCAGCCAGCCAGACUGGCAGUACAUCUAUCACCAGCACCGUGACGACGACCUCCAACGGGGUCACUUCGGUUUACACGACUAUUUGUCCUUUGACUGAGACCAGUGUUGCCUCUACCGUCGAAAAACAAUUGAUCAUCAGCACCGUGACUACGACUUCUAACGGCAAAGAAACCAUCUACACAACUGAAGUUCCAGUCACCACGGCUGGGGCUGCCUCUACUGUCAGCACCGCGAUAACGACUUCUAACGGUAAGGAGACGAUCUACACCACCAACGUUCCCGUCACUGAAGCUAUCACUGCCUCUACUGUCAGCACGGUCACCACGACUUCUAACGGCAAGGAGACGGCCCACACUACGAGCGUUCCCGUCACUGAAGCUAGCGCUGCAUCCACUGUCAGCACCGUCACCACGACUUCUAACGGUAAGGAGACGGCCUACACCACCAACGUUCCCGUCACUGAAGCUAACGCUGCAUCCACUGUCAGCACCGUCACCACGACUUCGAACGGCAGACAGAUCGUCUACACCACGAACGUCCCAGCCAGCCAGACUGGCGCUGCCUCUACGGUCACUACUGUGACGACGACUUCUAACGGCAAGGAGACGGUGUACACUACGAACGUCCCAGCCAGCCAGACUGGCAGUGCAUCUACUGUCAGCACCGUGACUACCACCUCUAAUGGCCAGGAGGUCAUCUACACUACUGAGGUCCCAGCCAGCCAGACUGGCGCUGCCUCUACGGUCAGCACCGUGACUACGACUUCUAACGGCCAGGAGACCGUCUACACUACUGAAGCUGAAGCUCCAGCCUCUCAAACUGAGCAGCCUGCUGCUGGUGGCGCUAGCGGAGCUGUCCAUUCGACAGCCUCAGUGGCUCACCCACAAGAAACUACUACCGCAUCAUUCUCGUCGUACGAAGGCGCCGGUAGCAAGUUGAAUUUUGGUGCAACUGGUUUGCUUCUCGGUCUACCAUUGAUCUUCCUAUGA